This is a messenger RNA of Fimicolochytrium jonesii, 2505 nucleotides long. RefSeq names its product P-loop containing nucleoside triphosphate hydrolase protein. The record is from RefSeq and is a predicted model, not a curated record. Gene Ontology annotation, cellular component: chromosome; cytoplasm. Lineage: Eukaryota; Fungi; Chytridiomycota; Chytridiomycetes; Spizellomycetales; Powellomycetaceae. Gene Ontology annotation, biological process: double-strand break repair via homologous recombination. The transcript is spliced from 17 exons. Gene Ontology annotation, molecular function: four-way junction helicase activity; 3'-5' DNA helicase activity; nucleic acid binding. The coding region runs from base 1 to 2505 and encodes 834 amino acids.
AUGAUGGUACCGGCUAUGUGCACCUGGGUGUGCACGCCGCGUAAUUUGACAGAAUCUGUCCGGAGCAUGCGGACAAGGCUGAUUCAGCGCCCCAUUCAGAACCGGAACCAGGGUUUCCUGAGGUUUUCAAGUUUUCCACAGCCCGUUCCCCCAAGACCAAUAUGCAUGCUUGAAGUUUGGGGCAUGCUGACUGAUGGAGAGUGGUCGCAAGUUGUUGCAAUGUCGACACGGAUUACGUCGUAUUUUGGAAAGAAGACUACCCUGAAUUUCGCCGGAAAUGGACCUCCUCCAAAACCGCAACGUGGGUUGGAGAUGUCGCCAAAGGAUGCUACUUUAAUAGCGACUCUCAAGAAAGUUUUCGGAUUGGAGGAGUUUCGAGGAACGCAGCUCGAUGUUAUCAAAACAACGCUGGCGGGUAAGGUUUCUGCGGGAGUGUGCCGUGAUUGCCUCGUCAUCAUGCCGACGGGUGGUGGGAAAAGUCUGACAUAUCAACUGCCAGGGGUCAUAGAUGAAGGGGUCACGCUCGUCGUCUCGCCGCUUCUAGCGCCGUUUGCAGCCUUGAUCCAAAACCAGGUGGAUGCCUUGAAGAAGCUUGGAGUGAAAGCGGCGACAUUGAACUCCACUUUGAAAGUCAAGGAACGAAAGGAGAUAAUGGCAGAUUUGGACUUUGCAAAGCCCAAUAUAAAGUUACUUUACGAAAACACCAAACACUAUCAGUAUGAUGCUCACAACAAUCAAGUUACACCCGAGUUGAUGGCCACGGAUAACUUUCGAACAAUCAUGACCAAGCUUCACGGGCGGGGCAUGCUGGCGCGCCUUGUAGUGGAUGAAGCUCACUGUAUAUCUGACUGGGGUCAGGACUUCAGAUCGGACUACCGCCGCUUGAUGUGGUUUAAAGACAGCUUUCCACAGAUCCCAGUCAUGGCGCUUACCGCAACAGCGACAGACGUAGUGCGAGCCGACAUUAUAAAACAGCUGCAUUUGCGAGAGCCGCCGGAGCUAGACGUCUUUCUGAGCUCCUUCAAUCGACCGAAUCUUCAUUACGAGAUCCGAUUCAAAUCUAAAGAUCUCAGCAACGAUCCGUAUCCAGACCUCCUCCAGUUCCUCAGGAAGAUAUAUUCGAAUCGAGCGAGACGUCUAGGGACAGCCAAGACAGCGGAAAGGAUCGAAGGGAUAUGUGGGAUCAUAUACUGCUCUACCCGAGCGAUGUGCGAUGAGGUGGCGGCGAGACUUAGGAUAAACGGGGUUCAUGCAAGGAGUUAUCAUGCCGGAUUGAAGGACUCGGAGAGGAGAGCUUUGUUGGCUGCGUGGAGUGGGACCUCGGCGCAGAGUGUAGUCCCAGAAAAGCCCGACAAAGACAUGGAAGAGAAACCUGCGCCAACAGACACGGACGUGGUCGAUGUAGUUGUUGCCACGAUAUCAUUUGGAAUGGGAAUCGACAAGAAGGAUGUGCGAUAUGUCAUUCACUGGGACAUGUCGAAGUCUGUGGAAGCGUAUUAUCAGGAAAGUGGGAGGGCAGGGCGAGAUGGAAAGAUCUCGCGUUGUAUCCUGUACUACAGUCACCAGGACCGUGACCGACAAACAUACCUCCUCCAAACAGCUCAGUCGGAAGGUAGCGGGUCUCCCAAUGCAAUCAAGAGCUUCAGCCAGCUUGUGGAAUAUUGUGAAAACGUCAAGACGUGUAGACACGUAUUCUUUGAGCAAUACUUUGGAACCGUAAAUCCCAAAGCAGAAGAGCUAUGUCCUGGCAAACGGUGCGAUGUGUGCAAGGAUCCUGACAAAGUGAAGAAAGCGAAGGAAGAGGCACUUGGCGGGGCUAAGCAGGAGUUGGGUGGGAUCAUCUCUGGAAAGCAGUUCGAGGCUGGCGGGAACUAUCGCCUAAAAGACGGGAGCUGGGUAGCCCCACCAAACAAACGCUCAUCAGGCGAAUCCACUCUGAAUUACGGCAUAACCGGGUCCGAUGAUCAGUCAUCGUUCAGGAAGCGACGACGAUUCAACGAGGAGGCCAUUCUGGACGAAGAUGGGUUUGAGGGAGAUAUGGGGUUCGGGUUCCGAACGGGUUUGGGAAGAGCUUUACAUCAGGCUCCGCCAACGACUUUGGAUCUGUUGGGCAGAGGGCGGAGACGCGAGGCUGUUUUUGUGAGCGCCAAGGAAAUGGCCCGAACCCAGUAUCCUUUAAUUAUCUCUGAAAGGCAUUCAGUCGCUGAUUUAACGUUGGCGGACCGGGAGCGCGCGUUUACCCAAUUACGACAGGCGGUUGCUUUGCGCUGCGAGGAGGAGGCGAUGGUCGGCAGGUUGGGUGACCAGAUGAAUGCGGACCAGAGAAAGUCAUUGUUAGAUGCUGUGGCGGCUCUCCUGGAAAAUCAAUGCUUCCUAUUUGGGAAGAUCUCGCUCAACUACAAAACGGCCUGGAUGCAGCGCAUCAAGGAAAUCAAGCAGGGAUCGGACAAGUAUGACCAGAUCAUUAGCGAUGAGACGCGGCGUCUGUGUGGUGAUCCACGAUAG